GAGAGAUACAGACAGCCAGACAGAGAGGCUUGGCUGUUAUUAGGGAAUAAAUACGGCAUUCAUUUAAGGACGUGGGAAUUUAACAAAAUAAAAGAUGGGGAGCCAUGACAGCAUUAACGACGGCAGGGAUUCAGAAGUCUUUCCUGUCUGAAGCUGGGGAUAAGAUCAUGUGGACUCCAAGGAACAGUGUGAUGUUUUUCUGAAGUAAAAGAAUCUGUCCCCAAGACUAGCAACUCAUGGCCUCUUAGCCAGUGUCUUCCUGAUCGUCCCUCUCUCACCUGCGAGGCUAUGGACUAAAGUGACCAGCGCAGCAUCUAACCCCAGCAUGCACACACGAAGGCUGGCGCAGAACCCACAGUGAAGAAUACGGACAAUGGCAGCGUGAAGGCUGGCGACCACGGAGCCCUACGCUGCAGGCUGGGCAGCGCACCCACGCGACCCCAUGACUCUGGACAUGGACGCGGUCCUGUCCGACUUUGUUCGGUCCACAGGGGCUGAACCGGGUCUGGCACGAGACCUGCUGGAAGGUAAGAACUGGGACCUGAGCGCCGCUCUGAGCGACUUUGAGCAGCUGCGGCAGGUGCACACGGCCAACUUGCCGCGGGUCUUCAACGAGGGCCGCUACUUCAGGCAGCCGGAGAGGGACACAACGCCCCAGCACCUGAGGAAGAUCGAACGGCCAUGCCAACAGAGGCAGGAGGACAACGGUCAAGAGAAGCGCCUCUCUCGGGGCAUCUCCCACGCCAGCUCCGCCAUCGUGUCCCUGGCGCGCUCGCACGUGGCCAGCGAGUGCAGCAGCGAGCAGCUGCCCCUGGAGAUGCCCAUCUACACCUUCCAGCUGCCCGACCUCAGUGUCUACAGCGAGGACUUCCGCAGCUUCAUCGAGAGAGACCUCAUCGAGCAGUCCACCAUGACGGCCCUGGAGCAGGCCGGUCGUCUGAACUGGUGGUCCACCAUGUGCACUAGCUGCAAACGGCUCCUCCCUCUGGCCACCACGGGGGACGGCAACUGUCUCUUACACGCGGCCUCUCUUGGGAUGUGGGGUUUCCAUGACAGGGACCUGGUGCUGAGGAAGUCUCUGUAUGCAAUGAUGAAGAGUGGCGCAGAGAGAGAGGCUCUGAAGAGAAGGUGGAGAUGGCAGCAGACACAGCAGAACAAGGAGUCGGGCUUGGUCUACACAGAGGAGGAGUGGGAGAGGGAGUGGAACGAGCUGCUGAAGCUGGCCUCCAGUGAGCCACGGACACACUUCAGCAAGAACACAAACACCAGUGGGGGGGUGGAUAACGCGGAGGACCCCGUGUACGAGAGCCUGGAGGAGUUCCACGUGUUCGUGCUGGCCCAUGUCCUCCGCAGGCCCAUCGUGGUGGUGGCAGACACCGUGCUCCGGGACUCGGGCGGAGAAGCGUUUGCUCCUAUCCCAUUUGGAGGACUCUACCUGCCUCUGGAGGUUCCUCCAAACCGCUGCCACUGCUCCCCGCUGGUCCUGGCCUACGACCAGGCCCACUUCUCUGCCCUGGUGUCCAUGGAGCAGAAGGACCAGCAGCGAGAACAAGCCAUCAUCCCACUCACGGACUCAGAGCACCGGCUGCUGUCUCUCCAUUUCGCUGUGGAUCCUGGGCGAGACUGGGACUGGGGGCAGGAUGACAACGACAACGGCAAGCUGGCCAAUCUGAUCCUGUCCUUGGAAGCCAAGCUGAACAUCCUGCAUAGCUACAUGAAUGUAACCUGGAUACGAAUCUCAUCAGAAUCCAGGGCCCCUCUGGCUCAGCCUGAGUCUCCCACCGCGUCCGCAGGCGAGGACGUUCAGUCUCUGGCCGACUCCAUGGACUCGGACCGCGAGUCCGUCUGCAGCAACUCCAACGUGAACGUGGGCAAACCCAGCAAGGAGAAGGACAAGGAUAAGCAGCGCAAGGACAAGGACAAGGACAGGAUCCGCGCAGACACGGUGGCCAACAAGCUGGGCAGCUUCAGCAAGACGCUGGGGAUCAAGCUGAAGAAGAACAUGGGGGGCCUGGGGGGGCUGGUCCACGGCAAAAUUAAGUCCAACUCCGGAAACGGCCGCAACGGCGACAGCGGCGACAAGGCCAAGAAGAAAGACUCCAAGACCCGCAAAGAGAGCAAGGAGGAGUCGGGACAGUCUGCCAGCACGUCGUCCUCGGAGAAGGCCACCAGCCCCUCUCCCACUGAGAGGGUGUCGGGAUCCUCGCCCGUGGAGAAGCCAGGCAUCCUGGGGAAGCUUCCGGGCGACAGGGACCAGUGGAAGUACAGCACAGACGUCAAGCUGAGCGUGAACAUCCUCCGGGCGGCCAUGCAGGGCGAGAGGAAGUUCAUCUUCGCUGGCCUCCUCCUCACCAGCCACCGGCACCAAUUCCACGAGGAGAUGAUCAGCUUCUACCUGACCAGCGCCCAGGAGCGCUUCAGCGCCGAGCAGGAGCAGAAGAGGAAAGAGGUGGAGAAGAAGCCGCCGGCUAACGGGACAGCCUUGAAGAAGCCGGAGCAGGAGAGCGCCUUCCAGAAGGAGCGGUCAGACAGCUCCCCCAAUGAAGGCUCGUCCCCAGUGCUCCACCAGAGCCGUAGCUCCCAGAUGGUCCUGAAGAUGCAGGAGAGACACAGCCCGACACCUGCCCCCUUCUCCUCCCCCAGUAAUGGUGCUAAGAAAUCUAGACCCAUCCCCGUUUCUGCCCACUAUAGCCAUACCCCGCCAGUGCAGAGGCACAGCGUCAUCCACCUGCGAGACGUGAACCCGCAGCCCUCCAGCUUGCGGGAGGAGCCGUACCGCCCCCUGGUGGGCACGCUAAAGACCUGCGCCACCUACCCGCAGCAGAACCGCACCCUCUCCUCCCACAGCUACAGCCCCGCCCGCAUGGUGGGGGUCCGGGGCGUCGCCGUGGACGCCUACGGCACCCCUGGCGGCUACAAGUCGCACACCUACACCAACGGCUUCGGCGCCACCGAUGUGCGGGACUGCCUGGAGUUUGCUGACGAGGACCCCCCACGGGCCUGGCCGGGCCACGACAAAACCAAAGGCCGCAGCACCGGGUGUGCUCUCUACUGCCCCCCACAGGAAAAGUGCAAGAAGGAGAACUGCUCUUUUUACGGUCGGCCGGAAACUGAGAACUACUGCUCCUACUGCUAUAAGGAGGAGCUGAAACGCAGAGAGAGGGAGGGCAAGGUGCACAGACCUGGAUAGCCCACAAUCCAAUCACAGCGCAGACCGUGCAGACAUGCCCUCCAGUUACAGGGUGAACAGGUGGCCCAAGCAACGACCGUAGGUGCUUCUACGAGAAUGCUGGGAGCAGAAGUAUCCCUUUGUGCUUUAAGAUUUAUACAAGAUCACACCAGAGAGAAGAGGAAGACUUCCUAUAUCAUCAAAGUACUGUUUUCCUUUCAUCCCUGUUACCUCUCUCUCUCGAUAUCAAGGGACACAGUUGCUUGACAAUAAAGGAGGUCCAACUGAAAUCAGUUCACAGCUUUGGCCGGAGACUUUGCCAUUGUUUUGUGUCUAUUUUAAUUCAAUGAGAAACACUGUUUUCAAAGAUGCACUGAUAGCUGCCAUGCCUAAAGCGUACACAUAGCUCCUCAUGGUUCAAAGGGAAGUGCAAGUGAAGUUUUAUUUAGCAUACAAUGAACUUAACAAAUGCAAUACUCCAUAGCACAGUACAGGAUCCUCUACCAUCAUUUUACAAU
Molecule: messenger RNA, 3687 nt
Organism: Megalops cyprinoides (Indo-Pacific tarpon)
Lineage: Eukaryota; Metazoa; Chordata; Actinopteri; Elopiformes; Megalopidae
Product: OTU domain-containing protein 7A-like
Exons: 14
Coding region: 443-3190 (915 amino acids)
Biological process (GO): protein deubiquitination involved in ubiquitin-dependent protein catabolic process; protein K48-linked deubiquitination; protein K11-linked deubiquitination
Cellular component (GO): nucleus; cytoplasm
Molecular function (GO): DNA binding; cysteine-type deubiquitinase activity; K63-linked polyubiquitin modification-dependent protein binding
Source: RefSeq, a predicted model, not a curated record